Eurypyga helias (sunbittern) is the source of this 893-nucleotide messenger RNA. Its product is annotated as phosphatase and actin regulator 4-like. Gene Ontology annotation, biological process: actin cytoskeleton organization; neural crest cell migration. Gene Ontology annotation, molecular function: actin binding. The transcript has 6 exons. NCBI's taxonomy places the organism in Eukaryota, Metazoa, Chordata, Aves, Eurypygiformes, Eurypygidae. The record is from RefSeq and is a predicted model, not a curated record. The annotation marks the transcript as partial.
CCGAAGAGGUGGAUCACCCCCCAGCUGACGCCGGCAUGGGGGUAGACGUGUUGGAAUCGGGUGACACCACACCUCCUACAAAGAGGAAAAGCAAGUUCUCAAGUUUUGGCAAGAUCUUCAAACCCUGGAAGUGGAGGAAAAAGAAAAGCAGUGACAAAUUUAAGGAGACUUCGGAAGUUUUAGAACGAAAGAUUUCUAUGCGAAAGCCAAGAGAGGAGCUGGUAAAAAGAGGGGUUCUGUUGGAAGACCCUGAGCAGGAUGGUGAAGAACCAGACAAGCUCAACCCACCGGCGCUGAAGAACGGCCACACAGUCCCAAUCGGUGGUCCCGGGGUUUGUAACCUGGCCAGCCAGGAAGAAGAGGCCACAAGGCCACCCAGCCUUAGGAAGCCUGUUCCAGCUGAGGAACCAAAGAAAAGGCAGGGCUCAUCCAGCAGCCACUCUGGGCCCGAAUUGGAACCACCUCAGGAGCCGUAUGUUCCCAGGCAGCCUCUGCUUCCUCCAAAAAGACCUCCCUCCACUUCCCAGGAGGCAAACGAAGCACAGGCCAAGGAUCCCCUGCCUGCCGGCAGCGUUGCAAAGACUGUACCUUCCACCACAGCCCCCGUUGCAACAAAGACGGUCAAUUCCGCAGCUGCCCCUUCCCCAGCCCCCAGGACUCUGCCCCCUACUCUUGCCAGUGCCAACACUACUGCUCCCACGAGUACAACCAGCACCGCUCCUGCCAAACAGCCUCCCGUCCCUCCUCCCAAACCUGUCAACAGAAAUAGCAACUCGGUAAUAGGUGCAGGGAGAGGGGAAGGCAUUUCUCCGUCAACGCUGCUGGCACUGGAAGUGCGCCGGCGCUCAUUGCAGGAGGUGUUUGUGGAACACAAAGUGCGGCUGGAGACAGGG